ACUUCAUUCACACCUCCGCUCUUACAGAAGAGACCUUGGCCAAUGACACAGACCAUCAGACUUCUCAUCCAUCAAAGUCAAAGUCCACUUGGCCACAACAACAGGUCACAUUUGUUUCAAAAAGAUAUUCCACCAGUAUACUUCAUUUAGUCGGUUUAGAUAGGACAGUAAACAGCUGAAAGAAAGUAGACGGCUAGUAGAAGGACUAUAGGACUAAAGCUGACAACAUGAUGGAAACAACAUCCUCUUUUUUAAAGUCAGUGUCUAGACGUGUUUGGGCUGCUCCUCAGCGUCCGUUCAGAGUGUGUUCCUGGAACAGAGAGACUAAAAAAUGGGUCACUGCAGGAACUUUAGAGGAGCUAAAAGAAAGGGCAGCCCAGGCUCUCUUGAUGUCUACUCUACUGACUUUGGUGUGUGAGGAAGAUGGGACGGAGCUCGACUCAGAGGAGUUUUUCAUGGCCCUCCCAGACAACACUGUUUUCAUGGGACUACAAGCUGGAGAGUCCUGGAAACCUCAUCCUUUGAAUCAAAGGGGCGGUCCUAAACCAGGGGACAACAAGCCAAGGGCAGGAAAAGACAUUGCUCAAGUCACCUUUGAUCUUUAUAAGAAGAGCCCAAAAGAUGUAUUUGGCUCAUUGAAUGUGAAAGCCACAUAUCAAGGAUUGUACUCUGUCAGCGCUGAUUUUCAAUGCCUGGGUCCAAAGAAAUUCCUGAGGGAGGCCCUCAAAGUCCUAUCUACUCUCCUAAAUGCUGCUGGAUACCUGUUGAUCUCAACUGCUAAAGUGAUUCGCCGUGUUAUCCAGGGGGCAGAUUUUCUUGAAGCUCAUCAAAACAAAUCUGUUGGCAACACAGAGUACUGGCAUUAAACUGAGAUAUGUCAGUUAAUAGACAAAUUUGAGAUAAGUAACAUUGCAAACGGAGAGACUGAAGAAGAAAUGCCAGGGGAGUCAGUGGAGAUAUUUCUUUACAUAUUUAUGCGUGUGCUGAUCUAUUUGUAAGCUGUUUCUUUGUUUAUGGGAAGUUUUAAUGAAAAAUUACCAUCAUUUCUUGCAGUAAUAUGCCUAUGUGAACAUAAACAAUCCUUAAAGAGUUAUUUGUUCACAUUUUAGCCCAGGCUUAACCAAGUUUAGCAGAAACCGGUUCUAAGGUUUUAACUCUUUUUGUAAAUUGUUGUUACUCCAUCAUAUUUUGUCUGCCGUUUUAUAUGAUUGCCUAAUGUGCGAUAAUGUAAAUAAAAAAAAAUGAUGUGUUUAGGAAAUGGAACCUGUUGAAACAAUGAAUGUAUAAAUUUAAAAUAUAAAUGUUUUUAAAAUCAAUUUAUUAAAACAAAGUUUGUAGAAAAUGCUUGAGCACAAAACGGACAGUCUCUAGUCAGCUCACUUAAUGCAUACAUGGACUAAUAAACAUUUUAUUUAAUACUA
Messenger RNA from Triplophysa dalaica, 1421 nucleotides. It is a transcript of the gene cideb, whose product is annotated as cell death inducing DFFA like effector b. NCBI's taxonomy places the organism in Eukaryota, Metazoa, Chordata, Actinopteri, Cypriniformes, Nemacheilidae. The record is from RefSeq and is a predicted model, not a curated record. Gene Ontology annotation, biological process: regulation of apoptotic process; apoptotic process. Bases 228 to 866 code for a protein of 212 amino acids. The transcript is spliced from 5 exons.